This is a messenger RNA of Papaver somniferum (opium poppy), 1772 nucleotides long. RefSeq names its product serine/threonine-protein phosphatase 7-like. The transcript has 5 exons. Bases 92 to 1432 code for a protein of 446 amino acids. Gene Ontology annotation, cellular component: nucleus; cytosol. The record is from RefSeq and is a predicted model, not a curated record. Gene Ontology annotation, molecular function: protein serine/threonine phosphatase activity. Lineage: Eukaryota; Viridiplantae; Streptophyta; Magnoliopsida; Ranunculales; Papaveraceae.
UCUUAUUUCCAUUCCCUCUUUUAAUUAGAUCUUAAAAUUUCUAGGGCUUCGGCAAUUUCGAAAAAAAAAUAAAAAAAACUGAUCAGGAAUUAUGUUAUCGCAGUCCGAAUCUACUACUACUGCUACUACUUCAUCAGAUUCCUUACAGGUUGGAGAUGAUCCCUCGACGUCUAAUCAAGACUCACUUCCGCCGCCACCACCACCACCACCGUCACAAAUUCCUCCUCUUUCAUGGCCUGAAACAGGAACAAUAACCCAAGAUUGGAUCCAAAACUUAAUUUCAACAUUUGAAUGGUCAUCCAAAUUUCUUAAACCUACUGAACUUCCUUCAGUUUUACCUGUAUCUGUUUUCGAUAAAUUAAUACUUACAGCUUCAAAGUUACUACAUAAAGAACCUAAUUGUGUUACAAUUGAUGAGUGUGAUGAAAAUUCAAGUGUUGUUGUAGUUGGAGAUGUUCAUGGACAAUUACAUGAUGUAAUCUUUCUAUUGAAUGAUGCUGGUUUACCUUCAGAUAAUAGGUUCUUUGUUUUUAAUGGUGAUUAUGUUGAUAGAGGAGCUUGGGGGUUAGAGACUUUUCUUCUUUUGUUAGCUUGGAAGGUCUUUUUGCCGCAUAGAGUGUUUCUUCUUCGUGGGAAUCAUGAAUCUAAGUAUUGCACAUCUGUGUAUGGUUUUGAACAAGAGGUGAUGUCCAAAUAUGGUAGUGAUGGAAAACAUGUCUACAGAAAGUGUCUAGGAUGCUUUGAAGGACUUCCUUUGGCAUCUAUAAUAGCUGGGCGUGUUUACACGGCUCAUGGAGGACUUUUUCGAGGUACUCCAGUUACCCCAUCAAAGAGGCCCAAAGGAAAGAAAGGUCGUAAAAUUGUUUUGAAGCCUGAUUUGUCCCCUUUGACACUUGGUUCCCUUGAGGAAUUAGCUAAAGCGAGGAGGUCGGUUCUUGACCCACCAUGGGAAGGUAUGAAUUUGAUACCAGGUGAUGUUCUCUGGUCUGAUCCGUCGAUGAAACCUGGUCUUUCUCCAAAUACAGAAAGAGGUAUUGGUUUAAUAUGGGGUCCUGACUGCACUGAGGAAUUCCUCAAAAAGUAUAAUUUAAAGUUGAUUAUUAGGUCACAUGAAGGUCCUGAUGCAAGGGUAAAACGACCUGGUCUACUAGGAAUGGGGGAGGGAUACACCAUUGACCAUGAGGUCGAAUCGGGGAAGUUGAUUACCAUCUUUAGUGCUCCUGACUAUCCACAGUUUCAGGCAACAGAGGAGAGAUUCAACAAUAAAGGGGCAUAUAUUGUUCUGGAAGGCCCAAAUUUUGAUACACCAGUCUUUCACAGUUUUGAAGCUGUAGUUCCAAGGCCGAAGGCUAACGCUUUCUACAACUACGUGGACGCCAUUGAUUCAGAUGAAGAACUGGACUUGCCGCCCGUAUCAGAUUUGUCUUCCUAACUCUUUUCAUAUAAUAUAUAUACCAGAGAAGGAAAGGUUCAAAAUCUGAUGGCAAAGAUAAACAUCCGUCAGGACUAUUUUUUUUGCUAUGACUCAACUUUUACAUCUGUAUUUCUGUCAUUCUGUGUCCAUCAUUCUUUGCUGCAAAUUUUGUAUACAAAUUUGUGGAGUUUUUUUUGUUUGUUUGUGUGUUUCAUUGUCUUCCCUGUCCAGUGUAAAAAAAUCUUUAUGCCCCAAAUUUUAAGGGGCAGCAUGUAUAAUUACUUUUGGUGGCAGUGUGAAUCACCACUUUUUUUGGGGAUAAAUUAAUGAAAGGAAAACAUUUUCUUGUUAGUAAAAA